Messenger RNA from Mytilus californianus (California mussel), 1224 nucleotides. Its product is annotated as cytochrome P450 4F4-like. The record is from RefSeq and is a predicted model, not a curated record. Gene Ontology annotation, molecular function: monooxygenase activity; oxidoreductase activity, acting on paired donors, with incorporation or reduction of molecular oxygen; iron ion binding. The transcript is spliced from 12 exons. Lineage: Eukaryota; Metazoa; Mollusca; Bivalvia; Mytilida; Mytilidae. Bases 1 to 1224 code for a protein of 407 amino acids.
AUGUGGUUUCAUGAUCUUGCUUCAUAUUUCAAACUCCUUGGAAAGAUUGUUGAAAAGGAAAGACCAAAGGUUUAUGUUUCUUGGAUUCUGUUUUUCUAUCCGAUUUUUGGAGUCUGUCAUCCGGACUCGGCACAGAUACUGUAUAAAUCAUCAGCACCAAAAGCGUUUGCUGUCGGAGGGACCUACAGAUAUCUAAGAGAUUGGAUAGGCGAUGGUUUGUUGAUAUCUGAUGGAAAGAAAUGGGAACGGAAUAGACGACUUUUGACCCCAGGCUUCCAUUUUGAAAUACUUAAACCAUACGUUAAAGUGUAUAACAGUGUUACAGAUGUAUUCCUUGAAAAACUGAAGGUGUAUGCUAAAAGUGGUGAGGCAAUAGAUAUAUUCCCGCGUGUAGCUCUAGCAACUUUGGAAACUAUAUUAAGAUGUGCCUUUUCAUACCGAGGAAAUAUACAAGAUCAGGGUUCAACUGAGAAAAAAGAAGGAAAACCUACAAAGCGUCAUCUUGAUUUCCUAGAUAUACUUCUUACAGCCAAAGAUGACAAUGGAAUAGGACUUUCUGAUGAAGAUGUAAGAGCUGAAGUGGAUACGUUUUUGUUUGAAGGUCAUGAUACCACUGCGUCUGCAAUUAGCUGGACUAUAUACUGUUUAGGAAAAUAUACCGAAGAGCAGGAAAAAGUAUAUACAGAAAUAUCAAAGUUAUUAGUAGAUAAAUCAGAGGUAACUUGGGAAAAUCUGCAGGAGAUGCCGCGCCUUACAUCAUUUGUAAAAGAAUCUAUGAGGAUGUUUGCACCAGUGCCGGUAACAGCACGACUAUUGAUGUCGCUAAUGAAGUUUGGUGACAUAGUUGUACCUGCUGGUGUUCAUAUAGAUAUUAAUAUUCACUCGAUUCAUCAUCAUCCAGAUGUUUGGCCUGAACAUGAGGUAUUUAGACCGGAGAGAUUUUUACAGGAAGACAUAACUGACAGACAUCCUUACAGCUACAUACAUUUUGCUGCUGGAUCAAGGAAUUGUAUUGGACAGAAUUUUGCAAUGAACGAAAUAAAGGUUAUCAUCAGUAGAUUAGUUCAGAGAUACAAAGUAUCACUAUUAGAUGGUCAUAAUUAUGAUAUCAAUCCAGAACUUGUUAUGAGGGCAACACAUGGAAUCAAAGUAAUAUUGGGAAAUCGGCAUUUGGGACCCUCAAGGGGAAUAGAAGUGAAAGAGAAGACUAUUGUUUGGAAAUAA